Messenger RNA from Etheostoma cragini (Arkansas darter), 1597 nucleotides. It is a transcript of the gene rab14l, whose product is annotated as RAB14, member RAS oncogene family, like. Gene Ontology annotation, biological process: phagosome maturation; endocytic recycling; defense response to bacterium. The transcript has 8 exons. Lineage: Eukaryota; Metazoa; Chordata; Actinopteri; Perciformes; Percidae. Bases 277 to 924 code for a protein of 215 amino acids. Gene Ontology annotation, molecular function: GTPase activity; GTP binding. The record is from RefSeq and is a predicted model, not a curated record. Gene Ontology annotation, cellular component: phagocytic vesicle; Golgi apparatus; trans-Golgi network.
AGUAGGCCUACAGCAUGCAUGAAUACACCUGUGCAGGUGAGGUUGCAUUCCGCAAAACAGUGCACACUAUUGGUGCACACACCGCAACCGCAAAUCUGCCCAUAUGAUGCUCUUUGUCCCAGAAGCCCAUUGUAUACAGCGGAGGAAACCCUGUGGCGUUAUUAUGUGCCGUGAGCAGCCAUCUUGGAUAGACUGAUCAUACUUGAGCCAGGAUAACCUGCAUUCCUCAUCUAUACAGCUCAAGAACACAAAGCUCAAAAGACUUUCUGAGCCACAAUGACCACCGCACCGUACAACUACUCCUACAUUUUCAAGUACAUCAUUAUUGGGGACAUGGGGGUAGGGAAGUCAUGUUUGCUUCACCAGUUCACAGAAAAGAAAUUCAUGGCGGAUUGCCCUCAUACGAUUGGUGUGGAGUUUGGUACAAGGAUAAUUGAGGUAAGCGGCCAGAAGAUCAAGCUGCAGAUUUGGGACACGGCGGGACAAGAGCGUUUCAGGGCCGUCACCCGCUCCUACUACCGCGGUGCUGCAGGGGCGCUCAUGGUCUACGACAUCACCAGGAGAAGCACGUACAACCACCUCAGCAGCUGGCUGACUGACGCCAGAAACCUCACCAACCCGAAUACUGUGAUCAUUCUCAUCGGAAACAAAGCCGACUUAGAGGCCCAGAGGGACGUCACAUAUGAAGAAGCCAAACAGUUUGCUGAGGAGAAUGGUCUGUUGUUUCUGGAAGCCAGUGCAAAGACAGGUGAAAAUGUUGAGGACGCCUUCCUGGAAGCUGCUAAGAAGAUCUAUCAGAACAUCCAAGAUGGCAGCCUGGACCUGAACGCCGCUGAGUCGGGCGUCCAGCACAAGCCCUCGGCCCCUCAGGGCGGCCGGCUAACCAGCGAACCACAGCCCCAGAGGGAAGGCUGCGGAUGCUAAUGACCAAGCAAACCCCCUCUAUCAUCCCUUCCUCUGUCCUGCCCUCCCUCCUUUAAUCAUCUCCCCUCCAUCCAUUCCUCCACCUCUGCACCUCCAUCCACUCUCCUCCCUCACUGCACUAGGAGCUGCAUGAGAGCAGGGCUGCGGAGUGAAGAAAUAGGGCGGAUACCAAUUUGGGCUAGACUGAGGUGGGCUGUGUGGACUACAUCUCCCCUCUUCCUCUUCUCUGUCUGUCUGACUGACUCCUCCUCUAAACUCUGUCAGUGUGUUGUUGUCCCAUAACUCUUUUGCUCCCCUCUGCUCCUCUUGCACAUUCAGUCUAGUUCUCCCCGUCAUAGUAUCGUAGACGCCACCACACAUUACGCAGGUUACUGACACUUUAGAUAGAUGUAACGAUCAUACGAUAAUGAUACACAAGACUGUUUUUUAUGUUUGGGUUUUAUAGCUAUAUAUGACAUGUAAACGCUGCAUUAAGUUUCGUCCACAACUACCACCGAUCAGUUCAACAUGAAACUGAGCUAUAAUACCGAUCAUACGCUCAAACUCCUGACAUCUCUCCUGCAUGGUUUACCAAUCCAGCAUUUUAUCGAGACAUGCGGGUGUGAUAUCUCACGUUAAUCUGUGUGGGAUUAGACCGUGAAGGCAACAAAGCAGUGUAUCGUGCAGCCACACA